AUGUGCAAAGUGACUGUUAAAUAUUAUCCAUUUGAUGUACAAACAUGCGAAUUGAUUUAUCACGCUGCCGGUGAAAACAAAGACACCGUGCUUCUAAAUGUACCACAUGUCACUCAUUACUUUAACCAUUUGGAAAACUCGGAAUGGCGUGUUGUUAAAACUACUGCAAAAGUUAUAGAUCCAUUCAAUACGAAUGUCGUCUUCAUCGUAGUCACUGUACAGCGAAGAGCAGAAUUUACAGUGUAUACAAUGAUUAUUCCUCUAGCAACACUUGCCUUGCUAAAUGUCUUCACGUUUCUUGUACCAAUUGAGUCAGGAGAGAAGGGAUCAUUGUCUAUCACUCUGUUCCUCGCAUAUGGUUUCUUUGCCACAAUCACGAGAGAAUCCCUUCCCCACAACUCCAUUCAAGUCUCGUACUACAUUGUCUACGUCACUACCCUCCUCAUAUUUAGCGUCUUCACCGUUAUCUAUGUCAUUAUAGAAGCUAAGAUCAACUCUAGCAUAGGUUCAAACGAGAUAAACAUCUGUAAAAUAAAAUCAAAUCAAGUGAAAAGCGUUGACGCUAUGUCGAAAACAAAUGAUGAAUAUGAACUUGAAAACAUGCCACAAAUGGACAAGACCUUGACAUGGAAUGAGCUUCUUAAGAAAAUGGAUAUUGUUAUGUUCUUGUUAAGCAUUUUUGCUAUGAGCAUUUACAGUACAGUGUUAUGGGCAUACGUAUAUAAGAAAAGCAAAAUAUAA
Molecule: messenger RNA, 741 nt
Organism: Ruditapes philippinarum (Manila clam)
Lineage: Eukaryota; Metazoa; Mollusca; Bivalvia; Venerida; Veneridae
Product: acetylcholine receptor subunit beta-like
Exons: 1
Coding region: 1-741 (246 amino acids)
Biological process (GO): signal transduction; regulation of membrane potential; monoatomic ion transmembrane transport
Cellular component (GO): neuron projection; membrane; synapse
Molecular function (GO): transmembrane signaling receptor activity; extracellular ligand-gated monoatomic ion channel activity; neurotransmitter receptor activity
Source: RefSeq, a predicted model, not a curated record